GCAGUACGCUCUUCCCUUCAUCUCGCUUGCGCUAUGGGAUGUCUGAUGUUAUGCCCUCUGGCCGAAGCAGGCUUCUUGAAGACUUUCGUAAUAACCGGUACCCUAAUUUACAGCUGAGGGAGAUCGCUGGACACAUUAUGGAGUUCUCUCAAGACCAGCAUGGAUCCAGGUUUAUUCAGCUGAAACUGGAGCGUGCUACCCCAGCAGAACGUCAGCUGGUGUUCAACGAGAUCCUCCAGGCAGCUUAUCAGUUGAUGGUCGAUGUAUUUGGAAAUUAUGUCAUCCAGAAGUUCUUUGAAUUUGGCAGCCUGGAACAGAAGUUAGCCUUGGCAGAACGCAUCCGUGGGCAUGUUCUGUCCCUGGCUCUGCAGAUGUACGGCUGUAGGGUGAUCCAGAAGGCCCUUGAGUUUAUUCCCCCAGACCAGCAGGUAAUUAAUGAGAUGGUACGGGAGUUGGAUGGCCAUGUCCUGAAGUGCGUCAAAGACCAGAACGGUAAUCAUGUGGUGCAGAAGUGUAUUGAGUGUGUGCAGCCUCAGUCCCUGCAGUUUAUCAUUGAUGCAUUUAAGGGACAGGUUUUUGCUUUGUCUACACAUCCAUAUGGCUGUCGUGUGAUCCAGAGGAUCCUCGAGCACUGUCUUCCCGAGCAGACCCUUCCCAUCUUGGAGGAACUUCACCAACACACCGAGCAGCUCGUUCAGGAUCAGUAUGGGAACUAUGUUAUCCAGCAUGUGCUAGAACAUGGUCGGCCUGAGGAUAAGAGCAAGAUUGUAGCAGAAAUUAGAGGCAACGUGCUCGUGUUGAGUCAACAUAAAUUUGCUAGCAACGUGGUGGAGAAAUGCGUUACUCAUGCCUCCCGUACAGAGCGUGCCAUGUUGAUCGAUGAGGUGUGCACUAUGAAUGAUGGCCCUCACAGUGCCUUAUACACCAUGAUGAAAGAUCAGUACGCCAACUACGUGGUACAGAAGAUGAUUGAUGUGGCAGAACCAGCUCAGCGGAAGAUUGUCAUGCACAAGAUCCGGCCUCACAUCGCCACCCUCCGUAAAUACACCUACGGCAAACACAUUUUGGCCAAGCUGGAGAAAUACUACAUGAAGAACGGGGUGGACCUAGGGCCCAUUUGUGGACCACCAAACGGUAUCAUCUGAGGUAGCCAACUGGCAAGGAGCUCACUGGCCAUCUGGCAUCUACAACCAGCAACCGACACUAUUCCAAUAUACAGUUAGAAAAUGUUUUAUGGUUGCUCAACUGCUAAAAAAGACAAAAAAAAAAAAGAAAAGCCUUUGUAAAUUUCUUUAAUUUUAUUAUGCAUAACAUGUACUAAUUAUUUUUUUUAAUUAACUAAUUGCCCUGCUGUUUUACUGGUGUAUAGAAUACUUGUACAUAGGUAUCAAAUGUACAUGGAAGGCCACAUUUUUUGUUCACUGUUGUAUCUAUAUUCCAAAUGUGGAAACUUUCAGGGUGGUUGGUUUGAAGAAAACAAAGAAAACCCCGUUUUUAAUUCUUCUGCCUUGCAGGCAACUUGUUUGCAAAUACUUGUUUUUUCUCCUUUUAGUCAAGAGUCAGCAAGAGUUUGAAUUUUAGUUAAAUGGCACAAACGACGCAUUUAACGCUGUUUAUAAAUAUAUUAAAAAAC
Cariama cristata (Red-legged seriema) is the source of this 1633-nucleotide messenger RNA. RefSeq names its product pumilio homolog 1. The transcript has 8 exons. NCBI's taxonomy places the organism in Eukaryota, Metazoa, Chordata, Aves, Cariamiformes, Cariamidae. Gene Ontology annotation, molecular function: mRNA 3'-UTR binding. The record is from RefSeq and is a predicted model, not a curated record. Gene Ontology annotation, biological process: regulation of mRNA stability; miRNA processing. The annotation marks the transcript as partial. Gene Ontology annotation, cellular component: cytosol; cytoplasm.